GCCACAGCGAGAGCGGAUACCCAAAGGAUCUAACGGACAGGACUCCCCAGAGAAAAAAAAACAAGGGGAGGAAGAAGAGAGAGUGAGAAAGAAAGAGGAGGACGCAGGAUCAAGGGAUGACAUAGCCAAAGAUAUGAGGAUCCUACAGCUGACUGAAUGUGUGGAAGUAAGUUUUUUUCUUCUGAUUAUUUCUUUUUAGAACAACACAAGGUGGUUGAAUUAUUUAGAAUAAGCAGAAAAAGACGAGCUGAUCCAGUGGCCUCAUUAGUAAAGGGCUGCUUGGACUGAAUGGUGAGUUCUGGGAUGACUGCCAAGAAGAGCGUCAAUGAACUUUGGUUCUCCAUGAAUGGAACCAGCUGCCUGAAUAAUGAAUGAAUAACAAGAGAGAUUACUUGACUCAAACAGCCAACGUAGUGAAGUUUUGGGAAUAUGCCUUUACCUCAAAGUGACUCUAACAUUUUUUUUUAUCUCUUUCUUCUCCAGAUCUUGAGCUUUAACCAGCGUACCUAAGACAAGGGACGGACCCGACCCAACCAAAGUACUCUAAAAACCAAAAAGCAACCCAAACCAAAAAACUGAACCAAAGCAAGCGAAGGUCCAAAAACCAUCAUCUUGACGAUAUCAUCAGGAUGAAGCUGGAUAGCACAUCGAGCGAUAUGAGUGGAUGGAGGGAGGUGGAGUUUGCCUUGAACUGCACCUACAUCGUACCGGACCAGGUGUCGGACCCGAGUUUCAGCCUGCCCAAAGCGAUGACAUCCAUCCCCCGCAACCUUACCUUUGAAUACGGCGCAGACAAUGAGGUAAGAAGAAAGAACCUCAUCUUUUCUGUAGGUUAGGAAUCUUGAUGCUAUUUUGGGGACUCUGGAGUCGCCCAAAUCGAGCAAGUGUUCAGAUUUCGAGAUAUUACAUAACGUUCUGUCGCGCCAUCUGCGUUUAGGUCCUUGGAACAAAAGAUCUGCUGACUAAUGAGUUCUUCACACAUACAGUAGAGUGCACAGAGAGUGUGUGUGUGUGUGUGUGUGAAUGUGGGACAGUGGACAUGAUGAGGCCACUAUCAGCUUGAGGUCAGGGGCCUUACAGGGUCUUCCAGCCAACUUAUCUCCCACUAUGUCACAGAAGGAGUGAAGUCCUUGUGUAACUCUCACACACAUGUAAUGAUAGGGGUAGAUACUGAAGAUAUAAACACAUACAGAUGUGGGACAACAGUUCAUUUUCCUUCAUGUGAUCGAAUUGCAUAAGAGUUUCCAUCUCUCUUUUUUCCCUUUAUUUACAACCUUCUGUCCUCUUUACCUCUUACGUGCUUGUAUGAGUCAGUCAUAAUAUCUCUGUGCUAUUUCAGUCAGCUGACUGUCGUAAAAUCAGGUACACGCCUGAACAUGUCACCCAGAGCAGAGCGCUGCAAUCGUGCCUCCCAGCAAAGUUUCAAACAGACCCUGAACUGCAGCAAACGAAAGAAUCAUCAUCUCGAAAGGAAGAGAUGAAGCGAGGGAUGUCACACGUCUUUUGUAGUCGCAUUUGACACUAAACACUCUGCUGCUUGUGGUCGACUUGCACUCCCCCCUUCCUCUUUUUGUCAGGGACCCAGGCGACACUUUCUGCUGUUCUUCCUCUUCUUGUGCUCUUAUACUCUCAUCUCUUCCUCUUUUACUGCUGCGGGAUGAGAAAAGCAUGCAAAAAGAGGUGAUACAAAUCUCUUUGCGGGUUAAUUUUGCGCCCCAGUGCCGUUUGCAGGCAGACUAACACAUCUCGCUAUAUACUUUAUGCAGCCAAACUUGAUUUUGACGACUGCUCACUCCCACAUGAACGCAUACUUCUAAAAACGUCUUUUUAAUCUCGUUUUACCUCUUAAUCACAACUGACACAUAUUCUCAGACACAUGAGCGCUGAUGAAUUUGUUCGUGACCUGAAAGUCCAAACGUCAGAAAAGAAAAAGAGACAUGAAAACAAGCACACAUCCACAUGCUUGCCAGUAAAUCUGCUCUGCCUCGACUGGCCCUUUGAGUUUCCCUUCCUAAAGACUUGUCAUAUGAAUUUUCCUCCUUGACUUAAGCUGGGAAACUUAUUCCCUUCACUGAUCAUAAUGACAGCCGCUCCUUUGUGUGGGUUUCAUGGGAUGGUACACACACUUGUCACCUUAAGGCACAACUAAAACAGUUAUCAGGAAACACAAAGGAAGGGGAUUUUUCACACAGGUGAGUGUGCAAGAUUCUUGUCUCAGCUGACAAGAUGAGUCAAAUCUGGAGACUCUGAAUGGAAACAGAGAAUAGAGUCAGUGUUUUGGUCACACUUGUUGACAAGGAUGUUUGGCAGGCUUGAUCUUGAAAUCUUAGUGGAUUUUUUUACACCAUCAUGCUCAAAAGUACAGGUGCCUCAAGGGUGAGCACUGGGGGCACGUGGCAGAUGGGAUGAGUAACGGGUGCCAGAGAGCUGAAGAAGAUGCUCUCAACGCAGGAUAUGGGGAGAUGGAGAAGAAGGAGAAGGAGGAGGGUGUGUGGGGUGGUGGUGGGGAGGGAUUUAGGUUAAAACCAGAUGAUUAACUUUCGUUGAGGCCAGGCAGCCGGCCAGGCAGCCAGCCAGGCAUCAGGCCCCGACCUGGCGGGCGCACGAUCUAUUCCGAGAGGUUUGAGAAAAGACCAAGGAGGAUUGUGGGGGGGAGGGCAGGAGAAAAAGGAGGGCGCUCAGUAGUGUAAUAGCGUGGGUUCAUUCAAGAACGCUCAUGGUCUUCUCUCUCUCGCUCUCCCGUUCUUCGACCCCCCCUUCCUCCCAACCUGGCUAAACUGAGCGGUUAAGCAGCAGAGGCGGCCACAGCGAUUCGUUAGUCACGCAACACCAGAAAAGCACAAUGUCCCUGUCACACUGGUUCAUCGCAUCCGGGAAUCACCUCAGUUGCCUCGACACACACUAACACACACGCUCCUGCUGCCCUCAGUGACCUGUUGUUCUUCUAAUUAAGGUCUUAACCAUCAUUCACUAGAUCCAGCUCCAACUUUCUGAGUAGUCAAUCAAAGUCUUAAGAGUUCGUCGUCUUGAUUUUUAAAGUUUGAAGUGAACGCAGGGAUUCAAAAAUCUCUUUGCAGGUAGUUUUAAACGACUUCUCAUUAACGGCAGAAUAAAUAGUGUGUUUAUGUAAGGGGGGAGAGUGGGUGAUGGGUGGGUGGGUGGGAGUGGGGGGGGUAUUUAAGGAUUGAACACAAAGCUCCUCAAGACACCGAGGCUGUGCGUAUGGCACAGAUGCUGUUGCCUGAUGGCGUGUGUGUGUUUGGGUGUGAGUUGAGGAGGCUUGACCCCAAGCCUCGGCACUUUCUAUGAAAGUGUGAACCCUAAAGCUGUUGUACACAACAAAAGGGGCACCGGUGUACCCCAUUGGUUGGUUAAACUGAUAUAACUCUUGUGAGAACCAAACCUUUUUAUUCUAAAACCUUUAAAAAAAUAAAUAAAAAUUGAACCUACAAGGACAGAAAUGACUCAAAAACCUGCAAAACAAGGCUGGCUUUGUACGUCCUAAGGCAAUCUGCUCAUAGUGAGUCCCACGCUCGUAUUUUGCAAUUCCUACUAUUUGUAUGGACAGGCUUUUGAAGGCCCCACUGGUUUCAUCAUCUAUGGGUUGUGUCAUUGAGGCUUUGAUUGUAAAUCUGACUAAAUCUGAUUUGUCUUGUCCUUCAAACUCUUUAAAUCGUUCAACAUCAGAGUCCUGUAUUCAUUAAGGUCCUGGGGCAAACAGGUGACACCGCCGCUUCCUCUCUCCGGUGUUUAUGCGGGCAGCAGGUCAGAGAUCAGUAGAGUAGGUCAGAGAAAGUGUAAUACUCCUUAUUCGUUUAACUCAUUAGUGUCGAAAGUGUGUCACCUUGUGGGUUUUAGCAUGGCUCAGGAUUGUCUGGGUCAGCGUGACAACAACGCCACAACAACUUUAGACGACACAAACACAGGCGACGUACUGUAUAUAAGAUUAGAAACAAGGAGUAAUUCCUCGACUUGGGCUUAAAAGAUCGCCUUCUUUGUGCGGGAAAACUGAAUGUAACGAAGUCUUUGGUCUGUCUUGCAGGUGACAGGAGUUUUCAGCAAAGAAUACAUUCCUCAAGGCACUCGCUUCGGCCCCCUGCAAGGAGACAUCUACACCAAAGACAACGUCCCAAAACAGGCCAACAGGAAAUACUUCUGGAGGGUAAGGACAACAAACACAAGCGUGAAAGUUUUGUAUUUGCAGACAUAAAUACUGUGACUCUGGUGAAUUGCAGGAGAAAGUCUCAAAUGAGGAGCGGUGUUAGGCUUAUUUUCACCUUCCUCUACUUUUCUAUAAGUUGCUUGGGUACAGAAGUUUCACAUCAAGCCCAGAGUUUGUACGUCAGUAAGGAAACAAGAAUGGCUUUCACACAGAUCUCAGUGGUGUACUCAAAAUUUUAGAGGAAAAAUUUUAGAGGAAGUUGUCGCUGCCUGUAGCACGUAACAAUGGAUUCAUGCUUACACAGUCAUCAGCGCUUUACCGGCACUCAGGUCCUGUAUGUGACAUGUGUCACAUUCACAAAGGAAGCAACCAUUGUUCAACACACACACUCAGAAAGCUCACACACAAUCCUUGUCUUUCACUCCUUUCGAAGUCUUCUUAUCCUUGCUUCUUUUGUUCAGACUCGUCUAAAAAUCGCCCCUUGUGUCACUCAGGAAAUUCUCAUUUCUGCUGAGUCAAUUCCCUUAAGGGCUUUUCGCUGUCGUCCCACGUAUUUUCCUUCCGGCUUUGUUUCCUGUAAACCUGUGUAAGGGGGUGUUCCUGGCGUGCCGCAAUAGUGAAAGUCUGACGUUGUUCUGGAGUAAUUAUGCUGCUAUCAUCGGUGCGGGAGGAAGGCGGACGUGCUGCCAGCUACAUGCCUCUGUUUGUGUGUUUGGCAGCCUGCCAGCACCUGUCAAGUCGGUUCAAUUUCCCUCCAAUAUGUUUAGUUUUAUUCAUUUUCUUGUUCUUGAAAGACGUGGUUAUAAUAAAAUCACUGACAUGUAUUCAAAGAAGUACACUGCCGCUUAGAAACAAUAACAACACUGAGAAGAAAGGAAAGAGAAAUGAGAAGAGGAAGGAAAAAGGGAGAGUGAAGGGGGCAGUACUGAGAGCCACGCCUCCACACUUCAAAAGAGUGAAACACAGGCAUCAACACACACAAGAGUGAAACCGUCAGGACACACACAUCAGAACAGACAAACAAACCUGAACUUAUCAUUACAGAAGAUAAAGGAUAUUUCACUGUACAUGGCAGAGGUGAAUAUUAUGAUUAACUUGUAAUUUUAACAUUUAUCUAAGACUGUUUUAUUUAUAUCUAACAUUUUAUCUACUAAUUAUGUUUGACAUAUUUUUAAAUUUUACAUAUUUAGAGUAGUGAAACCAGUUUUAAUUAACCUAAUAUGCAGCUUAUACUUGUGUUUCUUUUAUAUUUAAUUUCUGCUAAUAUCUUCAAAUCUCUUUUUUUCUUCUUCUGCAGAUUUACAGUGGUGGCCAGCUCCAGCAUUUCAUUGAUGGCUACGAUGUGCACAGGAGCAACUGGAUGCGAUACGUCAACCCGGCCCGCUCCGUGGCCGAGCAGAACCUGGUGGCGUGCCAGAACGGCAGGGACGUCUACUUCUACACCAUCCGACCGGUGGAGCCCAACCAGGAGCUGCUGGUGUGGUACAGCCAGGAGUUUGCGCAAAGACUCUGCAGCCAACAAGUAGACGUCAAACAGAGUGAGUGCACCAAGAGCUGAAUGAUUUGCUAAUUUAUUUCAUUAUGUGAUGGGGUGAAAGUAGACUCAUUUUUCUUGGGGUUGUCUCGGCUCAGUUUUCUUAUUUUUUUGAGAUCUUUGGCUCUUACUAUGUUAUGUUACAACAGUUUGCGUCAGUAGGAGAUGGAUAUCAUCGGAAAAAUUCCUUCAUUUCAAAGCGAAUAAAAACUUACUAUUCGCUUCAGUGACUUGAUUUCAUCUUUUAUCAACUCUUAAAGCUUGUGUGAUGCUGUUUAUCCCCGUCUGGUCCAUUGAACACAACAAAAUAUUUAUGUAAGAUCACGGGAGAUUCGCACAAACGUAGACGAAACAAAUCUCAGUGUUUGAAUAGAUGUGGAAAAUGACGUAGGAUUUUCAGGAGCGCAGGGAGUAUGGCUGGGCAAAGUACCUUUGUGAGUCAUUUGUUGUCAGCUAUUAGUAGAACAGCAAGUCAUACCCUCAUCAUGCUGAACGAUGCCACAAAGUCUGGUGACUCAUGCCAACUGGAUAUACCAGAAGUGUCGCCGUUCAAAUUGAUGACUAAUGCUAAGACAGUGUUUCCUUAACAUAGAGGAUCUUAUAGGAUUUCACCUGUCCUUUCAACCCAAGUCCAGAAAAACUGCUGUUUCAUACAAGCAGGCAGCUCAGGUAGUGGUCACUGUAGGGCGUGUGAACACGGACAAUAGUCAGAAUAGUUUUGGGCUUUUGUCUUUGUUUAUAAAGACAAUACGACAAACCCAGGUGAUUCUUCAUAAUUACGUUUAUGCAGGGAGGAACAUUGCAUAGAAAGAGGACUUGCACUUAAACUGACUGUCAUGACGAACCGGGUACAGUGACAUGAAACAGAGGCUGACAUCCAGUAAUGGUGACAAAGCCUUGCAAGAAAGGCUUUCUCAAAAGGAGAAAGAGAAGGAGAAAAAAAAAAAAGGAAGAGAUGUUUCACAUUUUCUUGUGGCCGGUACGGUAAGACAGCCAUACCAAGAAAAAGGUUUCACAAAUGAAACCUAGAAACUUGCUGCACGGCGGACAGUGACACAUGGACUCCCACAUGUUCAAACCACCGACCUGUUCUCCCACACUAAAAAACCUCCACUGUGAUUGACAAACAGAAACCCUCACUGUUUGAUCUCUGAGUCACGUCAAAACUGAAACUACUAUCAUUUACCAUAAGAGGGAGUGCCUUUGUGUGGGUGGAUGUUCAGUGUCAUGUUUAAGAUGUUGUAGCUGAUCGAUAAAACAAAUAGAUAUGGGAUGUGUGGGUUUGUUGUUGUUUUUGUAUUCGAUGCCAGUAUUCACACAUCGGGUAAACCUAACCCUAACGCUGACGAUUUCUUGGUUUCCUGUGUUGCAGAAUACACGAGCUCCGAUGAAGAUUACGAGCCAGAGUACACAAAACAGCACCUACCUCAGCAGACCUGGCUCAAGGACAGAACAAAAGAAGAGGUGAAAGAGGAAAGAGAUGAAGAUGGGGAGGAGAAGAUUGACGUGGAGAUGUUAGAGCGAGACACUCCGCCAGACACACCUGACGACCAAAUUAUGGACUUCAGCAAGAAGGUUGAAAAGGAGGAACCGUGUGACAGAGAACCCGAAGAUCGGGACAUCGUUCCCUCCCCUCAGCCCGAUCGCAGAGAUCCAAGUUUGGGCGUAAACCACCCAUACUUACCCGAUCACCAUCCGUCAAUCCCAUCUGCACACAGAAGUCUUCCUCUUCACCUCCAUGGCCUCUACGGGCACAGGGAGGGACUUGUUUCAUCGUACCCACUUUACCCUCAGUCCAGACCCCUCCAGCCUACUUACCAGCUCCUUCCUCCCUUCAGCUCACACUAUCCUCGCCUCCUCCUCCCUUCCUACUCCCCUCCCUUUCCAGGGAUGCUACCCUCAAGAGGAUCCCUCCGAUACAGCAACUACCUGGGCACAGAUGGACUCCCGUAUCCACCAGUCGGACAGCCCAACCUCCUUCCCGUAUCCCUUCCAUACCCUCCAUCUCCCCAAGGGGGUCUGAAAGAACUUACACCCAAUGUGUCACCACCACGAGGCGCCCCAGCCACCCCAGAGCUCUCUCCUGUCCCCAAGCCCAGUCAGUCUCCCGAGCAGUCGCCCUCUGGCUGUGAGGAAGCCAUGAAUUUAAGCCUGGCUACGACCAAAAGCAACACAGCGCCACGCAACGGCCCGGGCCACAAAUCCCUGCCGUACCCACUGAAGAAGCAGAACGGCAAGAUCCAGUAUGAAUGUAACAUCUGCUCCAAGACUUUUGGACAACUCUCCAACCUCAAGGUACAACUUAAAAUCCUCGAAUUUGUACUUUGACAUCAGUUUAAUAUCAAUCCUCAAACACAAAAGCUGACUGAUUUUCCUGAAUUAUUACAGGUUCACCUUCGAGUGCACAGUGGUGAGAGACCGUUCCAGUGUAACCUAUGCAAAAAGAGCUUCACUCAGCUAGCCCACCUCCAGAAACAUCACUUGGUCCACACGGGGGAGAAGCCGCAUGAAUGCCAGGUAUGUUAGAAAUCACCGUUUUCUAUGAGCUCUGUUGUCAUUUCGAUGAUGUGACGUGUAAAAUCGAGAGUAGGGAACAAAAGAAAGAAAUGCACAAUACACAAUACACCUUCUCUCUCUGACUCACUUACCUUUCUGGUAAGGCAGAGUCUGUUUGAUUUUCAUCAAGCCACAACCCACCUUGUCAUGUAAUGGUAUCCCUGUGCUUUGUUUGCUUGUGUGACUUUGUGGGCGUGAGUGUUGUGAGUAAGGACAGAACUGGUCUUACAAAGAAAGGGUGGUAGUCCCUGAUUAAUGAAAGCGUUUCAGACAACUGGAAUAACACGAUCAACCCUGAUACUGUCAAAAUCAUCAAGAUGACAUCAAACUGCACUGCCAAGUUUUUCCAGAAGAAUCCUAAACCCAUCCCUUUUAGUUGUCUUAAGGUGUUACUAAAUAGUGAUGUGAUUAGUAACCUUUCAUUUUCAUGUUUUUCAGGUGUGUCACAAACGCUUCAGCAGUACCAGCAACCUGAAAACACACCUGCGGCUUCACUCCGGGGAGAAACCGUAUCAGUGCAAGCUGUGCAGCACCAAGUUCACUCAAUACAUCCACCUCAAACUGCACCGCCGCCUCCACAGCAGCCGUGACCGCCCCUACCGCUGCCAGCUCUGCUCCCAGACCUUCUUCCACCGCUUCUCCCUCCGCAUUCACCAGUGCAGCUGCUGCCUGGCUAACUCGAACGCGCCCAUUAACGUACACAUGAAAGAGAUGGUGGAGCGGUUCGACGCCAGUCAAGAGGCCGACACGCUCACGGAGACGGCAUCGGCGAUGCAGGUGGAGGAGGCCGUCGAGCGCUGGCUGGCUCGCACUUUGGAAGGGGAGGGGAAGGAGGACCAGAAGGAGGCCACCAUCCUGCUAAAAGCUCUGACGGCCGCUAUCAACGCACCGACACUGCCAACGACCCAAUCAGCUCUACCCGCAUUACAUCACAACCCUUCACCGGCCUAUCAGGAGAGAGCCAGUGUCGUCCAUCUGCAUAAAAGGCAAACCGUUAAGACGGAAGGACAGUGAGAGGUCGUCAAAUCGACCGAAAGAGCAGACAUCGCCAAAUAAUGCUUCCUCUAUUGUCCACGAAGGACACAGAGGAACUAUGAACUUCCAUAAUCCAACGAGCGCAGCACCAAAAUAAGAGCAAUCCAAAGACUGAGCGAGGGUAUUCAGUGAUUGUACCGCCUCCCAAAGUCCGAUGACAAAUAAUAAUAAGAGGGAGGAUGUUGUUAAACUGUGAAGUAUUGUAACUCUUUUCACUCAGGUAGAGAAGUGUUUGCUUUUUUUGUGCUUUAACUUAUUACCUUUCGGCAAAUCAAGUCAUCUUUAUUUAUUUAGUUGUAUUAUAGUUUGUGUUUUUCCGCUAGUGUUUUUCCCUACGUGUUGACAUUUCCAAGGAGAUUGAAUCUCUUGGGGUAUAAAAAAAAAAAUGGACUCAGGAAUGAUAAUGUGGUGUAAACCUGCGGACGAGUCUUUGUGAUGUUUUCGAGUGUGCAUGUGUACCACGAGGUCGUGAAAUGAAUGAAAAGCGCAAACCCUCUUCACGCUCCUCAAUUUUAUGCAUCUAUUUUAUUUAUUUAUGAUAUAAAGGGAAAAAAAUAAGGUACCUUGAACUUGUGUAUUCAUGAGCAAUUGCCAAAAUUACACUGAAAGACCAGAAACGUGUACAGUAUUGCCAUAUCGGAUCAUUAUUUCACUGGACAAAGCAUUACUUACCCUUUUUAGCAUUUUCUCACACCUCAGAAUCAAAUAUGUUCUGGAUAAAACCACAUCGCACCAGAAGAAAGACAUGCAGGAUUUACCACAUAUUUAGUAUUACAGCAGGAUACGUUCAAGAUUCUCCACGAAAGGGCUUCAUUCUCCUCUACUGCACUCUUCUACUGUUUUACUCUUUUUUUACUAGAUCAUACAAAGCUUUAAUGUUAACGUCUGUGAACUUGAGCUGCAUCCAAACUGUAAUUUAGACACCAGAACCUCAUAUUCUGCGCCGGACAACAACAACAACUACUAGCAACACAAGAGCACGUUUUAUCUUUCACUGUUGGUAUUUUCGUCACUUAGCACUGAAGAAAAGACAGAGAAAUUUCUUAACAGCUUUUAACUACUGAGCCAGUAAUGUACCUAUUUUGUCAUGUCGUAGUUUUCUUAACUCUUGUAUCAUAUGUUUGUCCAUGUAGUUUAUUUUUGGAAACAGGUUAUAAGAUGUUAAAAAUUUAUAUGUGAGAGACUAUUUUGAUGAUACUUUUAUAUUUACACGAUGUAGCACAUUAAAGAUAUUGUUUCUACAUA
Molecule: messenger RNA, 10532 nt
Organism: Xyrichtys novacula (pearly razorfish)
Lineage: Eukaryota; Metazoa; Chordata; Actinopteri; Labriformes; Labridae
Source: the annotation of a GenBank genome assembly